This is a messenger RNA of Lodderomyces orthopsilosis Co 90-125, 1992 nucleotides long. RefSeq lists its product as uncharacterized. Gene Ontology annotation, cellular component: membrane. The transcript has a single exon. The record is from RefSeq and is a predicted model, not a curated record. Lineage: Eukaryota; Fungi; Ascomycota; Pichiomycetes; Serinales; Debaryomycetaceae. The coding region runs from base 1 to 1992 and encodes 663 amino acids.
AUGUUGGCGAUUAAGGAUUGUCCCGAGGGGAAACCGCCUUCAAUUACUUACAAAAUUGGGCCUGCUUUGGAAACUGUAUCCAACGGUGAAUUCUCAACCGGUGAAUUCCCAGUAACUAAAUAUUAUGAAGAAGAUGGGUAUUCGUUUUUCAGAUAUACAAUUGAAUUACAAUUGGUUGAAUAUGAACAAAAAGUACAAUACCAUAUUAACAAGCAUUUCAAAAAAUCAUUCCAAUUCUUUAUUCCUAGUGUUGAUGAAAGUAUGAAUGUAAUUUCAUACUCGUGUAAUGGUUUUACUUUAGCUUGUGAUGCAUCAGAUUUCAAAUCUUCACUUUGGUAUGAUGUAUUGGCAAAACAUUCACAACAACAUUAUCAUGUAAUGUUGGGAGGUGGAGAUCAAAUUUAUUCUGAUGCUAUUAAAUUACAUUCUAAAAAGUUACAAGAAUGGACUCAAAUUAAUAAUCCAUUGAAAAAGAGAAACGCUCCCAUUGAUGAUGAAGUAUUAGCAGAGUUUAAAAACUUCUACUUGAAUCAUUAUAUGAAUUGGUUUGGAAAGGGGUUUUGGAAAGGUACUGCGUCUCAAGUUGUUGAAGCCUUGUUUCCAUUGACAAUGUCACAAAUCCCCAUGGUGAACAUCUACGACGAUCAUGAUAUUAUUGAUGGAUUUGGGUCUUAUCAUGAUUCAACUAUGCAAGCACCAAUUUUCUCAACUGUUGGUAAUGUGGCAUACAAAUACUACAUGUUGUUUCAACAUCAUAUGAACCCAGAGGAGAAAUUGCACACAAGUGAUCCUUCAUGGGUGUUGGGUAAAGAAGGUCCCUUUAUUAAGCAAAAGAACCAUUCAGUUUUCAUGAGGUUGGGUAAAGAGGUCAGUUUAUUAGGAUUGGAUUGUCGUACUGAACGGAAAUUGAAGCAAAUUUGUGAUCCCCAAACUUAUAAAAUUAUUUUCAACCGCAUGAACGAAACAUUGAAAGCUAAUGGAGACGUUAAGCAUUUAUAUGUCAUGCUUGGUGUACCCAUUUUCUACCCCAGACUAGUAUGGCUAGAGUGGUUGUUGACUUCAACAGCAAUGGCACCAUUACGUAAAUUAGCCACCAAGGGAGUCAUCAACAAAGGAUUAGUGAAUGAAUUUGAUGGUGAUGUUGAAGUAUUGGAUGAUUUAAAUGACCAUUGGUGUUCGAAGCACCACAAACGUGAACGUAACAAAUUGAUUAAAGAUUUAAUGGAAUUUGGUGCUAAAAAGGGGAUCAGAAUCACUAUAUUAUCCGGAGAUGUUCAUUUGUGUUGUAUUGGGAGAAUGAAGUCCAAAUAUCAUCAUCAUCCCAACGCUCAUAUCUUGCAAGGCACUAAAGAAAUUGAGAAAUUGAAUAAAGAUUUAACUGCACAUCCUGAAAAUGACCCCAGAUUAAUUUUCAAUGUUAUAUCAUCAGCUAUUGUUAAUGCACCUCCACCUGAUGCUAUGGCAACUUUGUUGAACAAACGUAGUGGAAUCCAUCAUUUUAAUCAGGAUACCGAUGAAGAUAUUGUACCUAUUUUUGUCAAGGAUGUUGAUGGGUCACUGAGAGCCAAUCAUCAAUUUUUAAACAAGAGAAAUUGGUCUGAUUUGGUAUUGGCAAAACAAUCGGUUAAAUAUAAGUCAUUGAUUGCAGGAACUGUCGAAGAAGCAGCAGAAGCAGCCGAGGCAGCAGAAGCAGAAGCAGAACCUACAGCUAAUGGUACCCAUGCUGGCUCCUCUUCAGUGUUGAGAAAAUUCCCCCAGCCAGUAUUUGACAAUGAACACGAUACAAAAGAAGGUGAUUUCUUACACAAUCAACAACCAAAUGACCGGUUUAUCAAGUAUCCAUUAUUCGAAGAUUCCGUAGUGACUUCACUUCGAGUUGAAAAAGAUCCUGGUGAUUUGGGUAGUAAAUCAACAGCUUAUGAAGUGAUUAUACCUCCCUUGGUUGGAAGUUAUAAAUUGGGUAGAGUAGCCGUUAAACAUGUUGAUGUGUGA